This is a messenger RNA of Lemur catta (Ring-tailed lemur), 1552 nucleotides long. It is a transcript of the gene GPR150, whose product is annotated as G protein-coupled receptor 150. The coding region runs from base 44 to 1468 and encodes 474 amino acids. Gene Ontology annotation, molecular function: corazonin receptor activity. Gene Ontology annotation, biological process: neuropeptide signaling pathway. NCBI's taxonomy places the organism in Eukaryota, Metazoa, Chordata, Mammalia, Primates, Lemuridae. The transcript has a single exon. Gene Ontology annotation, cellular component: membrane. The record is from RefSeq and is a predicted model, not a curated record.
ACGAGGACGACCUAUAAAAACAACUAAGCGCAGAUCCUCCCGCAUGCAUCUCCCUUUCUGUGCGAGUGCCUUUUCAACUAACUUUGGGAACUCGCAGACCCAGCGUCGCUCGCCGCGCCGCCUCGCCUCCACUUUGAUUUCCCGCGUUCUGCCCGCCCUCUUCCGUGUCUCCUCUUCCUCCGGGCUAAGCAUGGAGGAUUCCUUUAUCCCCUCAACUCUGCCGCCGGCGCCCAACCUCUCCGCACCCAUCUUGCCGGGCUGGGGUCUCAACCUGACUUCCGGGCAGGGAGCCCCCGCCCCGGGGCCGCCCAACCGCCGCGUGCGCCUGGCCGUGCUGGGGGUCAUCCUGGUUGCGGCGGUGGCAGGCAACGCCACCGUGCUGUGCCGCCUGUGCGGCGGCGGCGGGCCCUGGGUGGGUCCCAAGCGUCGCAAGAUGGACUUCCUGCUGUUGCAGCUGGCCCUGGCCGACCUGUACGCGUGCGGGGGCACCGCGCUGUCGCAGCUGGCCUGGGAGCUGCUGGGCGAGCCGCGCGCGGCCGCGGGCGACCUGGCGUGCCGCUCGCUGCAGCUGCUGCAGGCAUCCGGCCGGGGCGCCUCCGCCCACCUCGUGCUGCUCAUCGCCCUCGAGCGCCAGCGCGCCGUGCGCCGUCCGCAGGGCCGGCCGCUGCCCGCGCGCGCCCUCGCCGCCCUGGGCUGGCUGCUGGCGCUGCUGCUGGCGCUGCCCCCGGCCUUCGUGGUGCGCGGGGGCGUCUCCUCGCCGCCUCCCGCCGUGCCCCCCGCCACCGCCCGCGCCUGGCCCGGGGGGCGUCGCUGCCGCAGCAUCUUCGAAGCUCUGCCGCGCUGGCACCUGCAGGUCUACGCGCUCUACGAGGUCGUCGCGGGCUUCGCCGCGCCUGUCGCGGUCAUGGGCAUCGCUUGCGGCCGCCUGCUCUGCGUCUGGUGGCGGCACGGGCCCCAGGCCCCCGCGGGUGCGGCGUCCUCGUCGGCGAGUCCCAGCCGAGCCCCCGCGCCCGACGCGCUGCCCCGCGCCAAGGUGCAGAGCCUCAAGAUGAGCCUGGCGCUGGCGCUGCUCUUCGCGGGCUGCGAGCUGCCCUACUUCGCCGCCCGGCUGGCGGCCGCGUGGUCGUCCGGGCCCGCGGGAGACUGGGAGGGAGGGGGCCUGUCGGCGACGCUGCGCGUCGUGGGGGUGGCCAGCAGCGCUCUCGAUCCCUUCGUCUACCUCUUCUUCCAGGCGGCCGACGGCCGGCUCUGGCGGCGGCUGCGGAGGCGCCUGGGCGCGCUCUGCUGCGUGCGGGAGGGGGUCGCGGAGGACGAUGACGGGGUCGGGGGCCACCAGGUGCUCCACCGCUACCGCUGGCCCCACCCGCAUUAUCACCACGCUCGCCGCGAGCUGGGGGAGGAGGGCUGCCUGCGCCCACCCCCGCCGCGCCCCAGACCCCUGCCUUGCUCCUGUGAAAGCGCCUUCUAGGUGCCGGAUGGCCAGAGACAGCUCGUCUGUCGCAGUGGCGCAGGCUCCAGGGAACACGAGGCCGGCCAGGGUCUGUCCAGCCCA